Messenger RNA from Aspergillus costaricaensis CBS 115574, 1541 nucleotides. Its product is annotated as D-arabinose 1-dehydrogenase (NAD(P)(+)) ARA2. The record is from RefSeq and is a predicted model, not a curated record. Lineage: Eukaryota; Fungi; Ascomycota; Eurotiomycetes; Eurotiales; Aspergillaceae. Gene Ontology annotation, cellular component: cytosol. Gene Ontology annotation, biological process: dehydro-D-arabinono-1,4-lactone biosynthetic process. The transcript has a single exon. Gene Ontology annotation, molecular function: D-arabinose 1-dehydrogenase [NAD(P)+] activity. Bases 110 to 1504 code for a protein of 464 amino acids.
UUCCUUUCUCUUCCUUUCCUCACCCUCUUUUUCUCAUUCCUUCUUGUAAAUACUUUCUCUCCUACUUUCGACCCCAUCUACACAGCAAAAACAUAAAUAAAGACCAACAAUGCCCCGUCCCUCCACCCCCCUCUCAGCGGCCCUCCCGCCACUGAUAAUGGGCACCGCAACCUUCAACAACCAAUACAACCACGACCCCUUCGCCCUCCCCACCACUGAACUGGUCCAGCGCGCCUUCACCUCCGGCAUCCGCGCCUUCGACACAUCCCCCUACUACGGUCCCGCCGAAGAACUCCUCGGCCGCGCCCUCGCCACCGACUACGUCCGCACCCAUCACCCCCGCUCAUCCUACCACAUCCUCACCAAAGUCGGCCGCAUCGCCUCCUCCUCCUUCGAUUACUCCCCUACCUGGGUGCGCCAAAGCGUCCGUCGCAGUCUCCAGCGCCUACACACCGACUACCUAGACGUCGUCUACUGCCACGACGUCGAGUUCGUCUCCCGCCAGGAAGCCCUAGCAGCUAUUCGGGAACUGCGUCGCAUUCGCGAUACCGAGGGCACCAUCAAAUAUGUCGGCAUCUCGGGGUUCCCCAUUGACGUGUUGGCUGAAAUAGCGGAGCUGGUUCUCCGCGAGACCGGCGAGCCGUUGGAUAUUGUGCAGUCAUAUGCGAAUUACACGCUGCAGAAUACGAGACUCUUGUCGCGCGGACUGCCGAGGUUUGUGGGCGCGGGUGUGGACGUUGUUACGAAUGCGUCGCCGCUGGGGAUGGGUCUGUUGCGGAGACAGGGCGUGCCGAUUGGCAGUAUGGGUGAUUUCCACCCCGCACCAGAUGGAUUGCGCAACAAGAUCCGGGAGGUUUCGGAUUGGGUCGAUGGCCAGGGCGAGAGGUUGGAGGUUGUGGCUAUCCGGUUUUCGUUGGAGAGCUGGUUGCGCGAAGGAAAGCAGGUUGGAGCGCUGGGUGCCCCGCUGGCUAAGGCCGGAGAUGCUGAUCCGGGAUUCAUUUCCGUGGCUAGUAUGGGCACUGGGGAGAGACUGGGAGUUAGUGUGAUGGGAGUGAGCAACUUCGGAGAGCUGGAUGAGACAUUGCGUGUCUGGCAUAGCAUCGUGGAUGGAUUGGAGAACAAGGACGAUGACGAGGACGUUGAACCGAAGUCCUCAGAACUGCAACCCCCGUCCGCUGUGCCUUCUGCCGCACAGGCGCCUGCUAUCCUAACCCCUUCGGAGGGGAUCAUUACCGACCGUGCUUGGUCGAAAGACAGACGUGGUCGCAUUUCGUCUCUGGCUCAGCAUAUCCGGACGAUUCUGGGCCCAGAGUGGGCAGAUUAUGCCUGGGACAGCCCGUCUCCGGAUUUCGUCAAUUCGUUGUCUGCUGAGCAUCUAGCUGCAAGAGACAAGGAUGCUGCUGCUGCUGGCGCUAAUGAUGAGUCCAUGGUGACGCCGCCUUUGGAGGCAGUUGAUGCGGAUGAGAAGAUACCCACUGCUGCAGCGCCUGAUGUUGCGCUGUGAUGAAGAUAGUUUAUCCCUUAUACCUUAUACAUUCCAG